Indicator indicator is the source of this 1778-nucleotide messenger RNA. It is a transcript of the gene LIN9, whose product is annotated as lin-9 DREAM MuvB core complex component. Lineage: Eukaryota; Metazoa; Chordata; Aves; Piciformes; Indicatoridae. Gene Ontology annotation, biological process: regulation of cell cycle; regulation of transcription by RNA polymerase II; DNA-templated transcription. The transcript is spliced from 15 exons. Gene Ontology annotation, cellular component: transcription repressor complex; nucleoplasm. Gene Ontology annotation, molecular function: DNA binding. The coding region runs from base 1 to 1680 and encodes 559 amino acids. The record is from RefSeq and is a predicted model, not a curated record.
AUGCACCGCGCCAGGCAGCCUUUGAAAAAGCGGCGCGGCUCGUUCAAGAUGGCGGAGCUCGAUCAGCUGCCUGACGAGAGUUCUUCAGCAAAAGCACUCGUGAGCUUGAAAGAGGGAAGUUUAUCCAGUUCAUGGAAUGAAAAGUAUAAUUCUCUGCAGAAAACACCUGUUUGGAAAAGCAAGAACUCUGGUUCUGCAGUAGAAAUGCCCUUCAGAAAUUCAAAACGGAGUCGGCUCUUCUCUGAAGAUGAUUAUUGGCAAAUGCACACAAGGUCACCCAAAAGAAAUCACAAAGUUGCGAUGAUUCCACAGAAAUACAAUUCAACAAUAUCAACCCCAGACAAGAAAGUGUCACAGAAGAUUGGUUUGCGGCUUCGAAAUCUGCUCAAACUUCCCAAAGCUCACAAGUGGUGCAUAUAUGAAUGGUUCUAUUCAAAUAUAGAUAAACCACUAUUCGAAGGAGAUAAUGACUUCUGUGUAUGCCUGAAAGAAUCUUUUCCAAAUCUGAAAACCAGAAAAUUGACAAGAGUAGAGUGGGGGAAAAUCAGACGCUUAAUGGGAAAACCACGGAGGUGUUCCUCUGCAUUCUUUGAGGAAGAGAGAUCAGCAUUAAAACAGAAAAGACAGAAAAUAAGACUCCUGCAGCAGCGGAAAGUUGCAGAUAUUUCCCAGUUCAAAGAUCUUCCGGAAGAAAUUCCAUUGCCGCUUGUAAUAGGAACAAAAGUUACAGCACGUUUGAGAGGUGUCCAUGAUGGGCUCUUCACUGGACAGAUAGAUGCUGUAGACACCCUUAAUGCUACAUACAGAGUGACUUUUGACAGGGCAGGACUUGGAACACACACGGUCCCAGAUUACGAAGUUCUCAGUAAUGAGCCUCAUGAAACCAUGCCAAUUGCAGCCUUUGGACAGAAACAACGACCUUCAAGGUUCUUUAUGACCCCUCCCCGAUUGCAGUAUGCACCUUCCCUCCAGUCUCCAAUUACAGACAAUGAUCCUUUAUUAGGACAAUCAUCAUGGAAAAACAAAAUUCCAGGCACAGACAGUGAAACACUAGGAGGCUUUCCAGUGGAAUUCCUCAUUCAAGUGACCAGGUUAUCGAAAAUCCUUAUGAUCAAGAAGGAACACAUCAAACAAUUGAGAGAGAUGAAUACAGAAGCAGAAAAGCUGAAAUCCUAUUCCAUGCCAAUAGGCAUUGAGUUUCAGAGGAGAUACGCAACCAUUGUUCUAGAUCUAGAACAACUAAACAAAGACUUAAAUAAAGUUCUGCAUAAAGUUCAGCAGUAUUGUUAUGAGCUUGCUCCUGACCAGGGCCUCCAGCCUGCCGACCAACCGACAGAUCUGAGGCGUAGGUGUGAAGAGGAGGCUCAGGAGAUCGUCCGGCAAGCAAAUUCCUCAACCACAGGACAGCUUUGUGUUGAGAGUGAAAAUUUAACUGAUCUUAUCUCUAGACUUACAGCAAUAUUACUGCAAAUUAAGUGUCUAGCAGAAGGAGGUGAUCUGAAUUCCUUUGAAUUUAAAUCACUAACAGAUUCAUUAAAUGACAUUAAGAAUUCAAUAGACUCCUCAAAUAUCAGUUGUUUUCAGAAUAACGUCGAGAUCCAUGUUGCACAUAUUCAGAGUGGCCUGAGCCAGAUGGGAAACUUACACGCUUUUGCAGCUAAUAACACCAACAGAGACUGAAAGUUUUCUUCCAAGUGUGUGCAGCAAGUAGUUCUGGAAAAAUCCUUCUCCUUCAUAUAGGCUUCACCAAAUAUCCUGACUGCCAGAAGACAGGGGAA